AACCGUGACGCACAACUGCGUAUGAAAUUUUGAAGGCAUAUACCCAUUCAAGCAAAAUAGGUCAACAAUAUCUAAGCUUAAUCGCUUUGCAUGUGAAAUACAAUAGGCCUAAAAUAACAAUAUCCUGUAGUGUUGUUGAAAUGACAUUAAUAUACAUUUUCAAACACAUUAAACCUGCGUCUAAGAUUGGGAACAGUGAGAUAACAGAACAACCUAGCGACUAAUUUACGUAAUUAAAUCUAUAUAAUUUUUAAAAAAUCUUCAUCGACAUCCUUUUUUGGUUCGUCAAAUGCUGUCUUCUUGUACUCGUAUGGUCAUUUAUAAGAUCAUGUCCAUGCAUCUUGCAGCCUGCGGUGGCAAUUAUUUGUAAAUAUUACUUCUACCCAAAAAUGAUUUGGCAUGGUAAAUUAAGAAACAGGAGUGCGCAGUUACACGUAUUGCAAGAUUUACAGACUGCGUGUAAAGGCCUAAUCCACGCUACUUCUUAGUGACUUCGCACAGGCCUGGGGCGCUUGAAUAAAUGAACCUCGAUUAAUUACACCUUGACCAAUUGAGCAUGUUCCCUUUACGUAUCAGUAACCUUGAUAACUUCUUUUAACCAAACCAAACAACAACAUCCUAUACUAGGCUUCUAUACACCUAGAUACCACACUUCAUAAAAAAACGGUUAUGAAGACAUGUCAACAGUCUAAACGAAGCUAAAGUCAGGACAUAUGGGCUGACUAUAUAAUAAAUUGUUCAGAAAAUUCAAGAAACAAAAACAAAAAAUCGAAAAUCACUUUCAAACGUAUCUUGGCAAUCGACAGGCCUUUUCUACCGCUGAUAAAUGAUAGCAAGUACUUUGAAUUUAACUGUUUCAAGAAUUUGUCUAAGCAGUGAAUCCCUGUUGGUCACUAUGUUAAAUUCUUAGUGAGCUGUGCGCUGCCUUCAGCGAUGUGUGGCAUGCCGGGGUUCCCAUUCUCAAAAGUAGAAUUUGCCCCCCCCCAAAAAAAAACAAAGAUCAUCCUCUCACAUCCCCCAGUAUGGAAUUAUCUAAAAAUCGUCAAAAGCUAGAGUCGAUUCGUUGGUAUGUCAGCUAUGAAAUAACAUGUUUCUUACAAGAAUCAUCAUCUUAGACAAAUUUCUACGGUUUCUGGCUAGAACGUGCAUCGUUAACUGUGCACGUGGUACUUCCGUACUCUACAGAGCAAGUAAAACUACGUAAGUACACCAAGUCUCGCUAACCUUUUGUCUUGAAGAACGAUAUUUCAUCGUGAGUGAUUGAAGUACGUGUACGUCUUUUACUUUUGACAGGUAAGCUACUACAAUGAGGAAUUUGCUGAACUCAGUCUGUAAGUAUGUGGAUACUAGUCGCCGGAUUAGGCGCAGUUUCCUGGCCAACGUUCGCCUUUGAAGGCAUCGUCAUCAACGAAUUCCAACUAGAGGGUUCUCAGUAUGUGGAGCUCUACGACGGUGGAGUCGGCAACACACAACUGGAAGGUAUGGUUUUGGUCCUUUACUCAGGGACUUCAGAGGUUGUGUACAACCAGCCUUUGGUGCUCGAUGGCUUUCAUACAAGCCGUGUGGGUUAUUUCCUCGUAUCAUUUGGGCCUUCACUGCCGAAUGCCAAUGUCAAAUCUUCAAUUCUCCUGCUCACAUCAGGUUUAAAUGCAAUAGCAUUGUAUGACCAGACACACGGCGCAAUUCUUCACGCUGGAUCAGCAGUAACUGAUGUCGACUUGGUUGAUGCAGUGGUUUACGGAAGCUCCCCAUAUCCUCAGGACAGCAGGCUUCUGAGUGUUCUCUCCCAAGGCCAAGGUCCUCUCCAGAAGGACGAAUCGCACUCAAGUGACGGGAAUACGUCUCUCAGUCGCUGCAGAGGUUGGAAGCAGGUCAUGCAUUCGUCGUUCCGUACCGUGAAACAGAGCCCGGGCACCGAUAACGAGUGUCCUCUGCCGUCGUUCGUCAUCAACGAGCUCAACCCGACCUUUGGUAUUAACGGAGAUCAGUUUGUCGAGAUUUUUGACGGCGGGCGAGGAUUUCAGGAAACGGAUGGCAUUAUGUUGGUCACUUACCGGGGAAAUUUUGCCAGGGAUAACGUUGAAGUAUCUGUUGACCUUACGGGUUACCGGACCAACGAGAACGGCUUCUUGGUUGUCGCCACCAAUGGAACGAACCUUGCAGAUGUUAUCGCUCCUAAUGUGCGUCCUAGAGCAGGUAAAUUUCUGUCUGGAUCUCAGCCAACGGGUGUGGCCUUGCAUUUAGGCCCACCGCGCCGGUUUGCAGUCGGUAACGCUAUCACGGAUUACAAUUUAAUCGACGCUGUUGUGUAUCUUUAUCAAAGGGAGGUGGACCACGCACUGGUUCAGUGGCUAACUCCAGGGCAGCAUGUCGUGGUGGAUUUGCCCUCACCCGACGGUCAGGAGUACUCUAUCAGUCGUUGUUACUGCUGUUCAGUGCGCAAUUCGUCAGUCUUUGGCAGAGGGCCAAUUAGUCCGGGUACUAUCAAUCGGGAGUGCAGCAUAGCCAAUCGAACUGUCGUCGAAGUACCGCCCAGUACCUUCUGGAUUAACGAACUCCACAUCGGCACUCCUGGCUCGGAUGAUGGCGAUUUUGUCGAAAUCUACGAUGGGGGUUUCGGACCUUUUUCUAUGGUUGGCAAAACACUGGUGGCGUUCAUUGGAAGAAGGCCUUACAGAAUUGUAGACCUCUCGGAAUCAGUGACAAACAGCGACGGCUUUGCUGUGAUUGCGCCCCCUUCUGUCAGUCCUGCAUCCUCGUUCGAUUGGUUGGCCGAUGAUUGGCUCAGAGCUGGACUUGAUGAGCAACAGGUGGCUGGUGCUGUGGCACUUUACGAGCGACCUGCAGCCGCUUUUGAUACUGAGGAGGGACUCACUACAGUCGGUAUGCUGGAUGUAGUGGUCUUUGGCAACUCCACAAUGGCCUCAAACCUAUUGGAGAUUCUUUCACCGGGUCAAACCUUGAUACACAGCUUCUUACCAGAAUCAACUUCAUCUGCACUGAGAUGUUACUCCCAUACUCCACUUGACCAGGUUGCAUUCGCCCCAGGUCCACCGUCGCCUUUAGCUCCAAACUCUUGCCCCCCUCCGCCGUGUCUUUUGAACGAGAUCAACUCGCUCCGCUCGUCAGCUACGGGUGUCUGGAUGGAAGUUUCCUGUGAGGGACUUCCAAAUUUUCCCUUGGACACAGUUAUUGGUGUAUGGUGGCAAGUUGGACUUGACAUGGGUAUUGCGAGGUCGUUUGCCGGUUUUAAGACCAACAAAGACGGUUUUAUCUCCCGUAACAUGAGACGUUUGGGAACAAACCGUCAUUUUGCACUGAGCCUGUACUUUCUCCCAGACGCCACCGACUUGUUUAACGAUGCUGGCGCCGUCAGGUUAACCAGCAGUGGGUUGCUUGGUGCCAUCGUGGUUAGUCAGGAAGGCGGAAUGGGAGACCCAUCAGCCUUGACAAACAUCUUAACCCCAGGAAAGGCGCCCGUUCAGGAGCAGGAAGCCUUCAGCCACAGGGACGAAUCCCUUAGCCGCUGUCUGGUGGGGGGCGAAUGGGCCUUCGUUCUCGCCCACGUCUCUAGGGACGCGGCCAACCACUGCCCCACCAGGGCUAAUCUAGACCUUGUCAUUAACGAGAUUAGCUUAUCGGAUCAGUUCAUCGAACUCUUUGAUCUGGGCGGCGGAUAUUCGCUUUUGGAUGAGUUCAUGGUCGUUUUGUGCAGUGCCACAGGGGUGGCACUGCAGGUCAUCCGACUGGCCGGAUACACCACCGACGCCAAUGGUUACUUCAUUCUUGGGGCAUCACAUACACUCAACCCCGGCAGUAGUCACUACAUACUUGCUGCAGGUUUCAUAGACUCACUUGCCGGGGGCGUAGCCCUUUACAGAUCGAGGGAUGACUCAUUUACACUAGCGGUGGGAGACCAGCUACCCAUUCAUCAGGCUCUAGUGGAUGCUGUUAUCUACAGAAAUGAGGAAGGGAGCCUGGAUACCGCUCUUAAGUCAUUGAUUUCAGACGAAAGCUCUGUAGAACUCAUUUCAAGUGAUCGGCAUUUCAGCCGCUGCUUCUCCGGUGAAUUGCGCUCCACCGGGGCCUUCAGCGGUGGUCGUCCCCCGACCGUGGCAGCCAUGAAUGACUGCCCAGUGUUUGCCGACCAGGAUGUUGUCAUCAACGAGUUCAACUUCGCAGAGCCGUCGGGGACUCUCCAGGCGUACGUGGAGCUGUAUGACGGAGGGGUUGGCAACACGCCUCUCACGUACAUCACGUUGGUAGCCUUUGCUGCCAGUGAUAACAACGGAGCAUACCGAACCGCUGACCUAAGCGGCUACCGUACCAAUGAGCAAGGCUACUUCUUGAUAGGCUCUCAAGAUUCAGCUGAUCUGGUGGUUGCGCUGGAGCGCACGUAUGGAACUACUGUUCUCUCCCAUGGCGCCGGUGCUAUCGCCCUUUAUCGGUCGGCUCCAGGCGUUUUUUACCACGGGGCACCAGCAACCAAGCGAAGCCUUGUUGAUGCUGUCGUAUACACUUUAGAUGCGGAGGAAGGAACGACGCUUGUGGACGAUCUCUUGCCGACAGGUAGUUCUAUCAUCUACGAGGACGAGAGUUUAGAGGAAGAAGACGAGUCUGAUGAAAGCAUCAGUCGGUGUUUCGAUGACAACAGGUUGAGCCAGAGUGCUUUUCGGAUGAGUCAGCAGUCACCAAAGGGCCCCAAUUUGUGCGGCCAGGAAGAGACCGGCGAUGAUGCAACAGGACUUUUCAUCAGUGAAAUGAAUGUAAAGUCCGCCACCGGCCUCGGCUUCGUUGAGCUCUAUAACGGUAGUCCUGACAUCAUUUCCCUGGAUGGAUAUGUGCUCAUCUUCUACGAAGGUCAUCGUGACCGAUCUGUCUACGAAAUCGACUUGAGGGGGAAACGAAUUAGUCCACUGGGUUAUUUGGUCAUCGGCGAGUCAGGUGUCACUCCAACACCAGACGUCAUCGUGGACAACCUGGCAUUCUUGAGCGGGCCUGGUGCGGUUGCCGUCUACUGGGGAGGCCUCGACUCGUACCCACGAGGCACGGUUGCAACUUCGCAGUCACUCGUCGACGUGGUGGUGUACGGAGAACCAGACAGGCGGGCGGACGGGCUCAUAGGCAAGCUCGUGCCGGGGCAAAUACAGGCCUACGAAAACACGGAGACGGUGUAUGGUGAGGAUGUGUCGCUUUCCAGGUGCAUAUCGAGCGCUCCGCUGACACUGGCAGCCUUUGUGUCGGCAAGGAAGACUCCAGGCUCCCCCAACAAUUGUGAUGCGUUGUAUCGGCCUGUUUUCAUCAACGAAAUAAGUCCCUACGGUUCAAGGUCGGAUAAGUUCAUUGAGUUGUACGAUGGAGGACAAGGUCACAGUUCUUUGGACGCUCUUGUCCUGUUGCUCCUUGUGGAAGGGUUCAAUAUACCAUACAGCGUGAUACCAAUAACUGGAAACCAGACUGACAGUUACGGAUACUACUUGAUCAACAACAUUCCAGAGCUUCGGCUCAACGGUUCAGUUGCCCUUCACCGGGGAGACUAUGCCCUGUUUCGCGCCUAUCAUGCACCGAGUGGCUCUGAAGUGACCAGGCAGGCCUACAGUACAGCUGGUUUAGAUAUGACUCUACUCAGGGGCACUUUGACCGCAACGAGGAAAACGUUCUCUCGCUGUCAAAGUUGUCCGCCAUCUGAACGUCUGUAUCUAACAUUGGCCCCUGCGACACCCGGCUACACGAAUUGGUGCCCAAACUCUGACCACGACAUCCGAGUUUCUCUCACCCUGACCGAUGCUUCGUAUGACGUCUGGCGAUCAAAUGCCCGCUUGACGUCGUCCCUGGAGAGGAUCGUAACGACUGGUAUCGAAACCAAGUGUCGAUGCGGUUUCAGCGAGGGAUAUGUCUGUGGCCAAAAGUUGCUUCGCGGUAGUGUGGUUUACCAAGCUGAUAUGUAUGCCACUGACUCCGACCAGGCCAGACUGCUGGACGAUAGCUUCCGUGCGUUCCUCUCGGAAACAGGCACGAUAACUGUGGGUGGGAAAACCUACUCUGUCGCUGAAGCUGGUGAUAAAAAUGCACCGCCAACGAGUGGUUCCCCUGUGCGAGUGGCUGUCGUUGUGCCUGUGGUACUUGCCGCCAUAAUAGUAAUCAUCGCACUAAGUGUGGCUGUUGGAUGCUUCAUCAAGAAAGGGCAAUCAGCAUCCAGCUCCGAUGACGACAUCAAGCUGGAGGAACCUAAUCAAAACGUGGAAUUUGACAACCUUGGUUACAGUGGCCAGCCGUGAAAAAACGACAGGCCCAGAACAAAUUGGAAUUUCGGUUUUCGGGUUGGCUUUAGCCACCUUCCCGAACAUAGAGUGGUGGUGGGUUAAGUCAUAAUAACUUGCUGAAGUCGUAUAACUCCUUCAAAGUAAUAAGUACUAAUUCAAAGUAAUUAUAGGUGUGGUUCAGUUCAAGUAAACGUAAUGCCACUUUAUUCCUUAACCGAUUUUCUUUUCAAGUCAUUCGGUAAACCAUACAUGCAAACGAAUUUGCCCAUUCAAUUAUAUGAGGUUGACUGAAUAAACAGCUUUCAUCGGGUUUGAGUAAACUCCUUGUUAAUGUUAUUUACAAAUAUGUACACUCAUACUAUUUCUAACCAAACCCAUGAUUGUGGAAUGGGACACUCAGCUAGUUACAAGUAUUUUAGAAUUCAAAAUAAUGUUGUCUAAUACUGGUAUAUCGGAAUUACUAAAACUAGUAUAAGUAAUAUACUAACCCAUAGACUGAUCCGAUGACAAGAAUCAGGAGCUAUUACUGCAGUGGGUGAGAUGCACAUUGUGCACUACUAACCAAAACCACGCCCUCGUCAAGCUAAGGAAUGCACGCCUGAGUGACAGGGACACCGCAGUAAUGGCGUCAGCGAAUCGGUCUAUACUAUAUACGGUUCUAAUACAAUCAAAAAACAAAAACUACCAGUACGCAACCAAUGGUCCGCAGUAAGAAAUAAUAAUUACAUUCACUGAGUCUCUACGGGGGGGGAUGUGGAAGUAAGCUCAAGGAAUGGGAAAGGCAAAUUAUGUGAUACUUUUUCAAGAAGCCAUAAGUUAAAUUUGAAUAAAAUAUGGUACACUGAGUUAUCUGAUUGCAUAUAAAAAUAACGAUUUGAAUUCUCCAGACUAAAGACACUGUUGCUAUUACCUUGUGAUUCGGGGCAAGCGUUUGCAUAGCCACCACCACCUCUGGAAUGGACUGGUUUUAAUGGGUUGAAGUACAUACGUGGACUAAAAAGGUCUGUAGUCACUGGUAUUAACGUCCCUACGGUCACUUGAAGACUUUUAGCUGUCUAUUCUCACGAGUUGUUAGCUAUAGCUGCACAUUUUAAAGCAUAGUAAUGUAGGGAUAUAGGGUUUCUCCGGUGAGAUAAUUACUUUUGAUGCGAAUGUGAACUCUGAUGGCCUGGUGGUCUCUGGCACGAGAUCAAUGCAUGAGGAUUAGCGCCCUUGCCGUGUGCAGACUUAAAUUAUCUCCAAAAUUGCUGGAGACCUGGAGAAGUUUCUGGACUUUUCUCAGUGACAGUUCCCACGCUUGAGACCUGCACCUUGGUAAGCUGGCGGUAACAGCAAGAUGGCUCCUUGUGGGAUAACCUUAGCCCUAAAUUUCCGUUGGCUUUAGGGUUCAUACCAAUUUGGGCAAACUUUUAGAUGUCAGGGUAAUAGAAUUUAUGAUUGUACAGAGACAUUUCGUAGUAUGAAUUUAUCAUGGACAUAGCAAAUGUAACGUUUAUUACGAUGUGUAUGUAAGCCAUCACUCAAUAAUAGUAUGUCCUCUGUCUUUCUUUCGGUUUUUUCUUGGCUUCCUUUUGGUUACAAUUUCAUUGCUGAUUGACACCUGGGAAUAAAUUGAA
Molecule: messenger RNA, 7879 nt
Organism: Acanthaster planci (crown-of-thorns starfish)
Lineage: Eukaryota; Metazoa; Echinodermata; Asteroidea; Valvatida; Acanthasteridae
Source: RefSeq, a predicted model, not a curated record